This is a messenger RNA of Plutella xylostella (diamondback moth), 2150 nucleotides long. Its product is annotated as dopaminechrome tautomerase. Lineage: Eukaryota; Metazoa; Arthropoda; Insecta; Lepidoptera; Plutellidae. The record is from RefSeq and is a predicted model, not a curated record. Gene Ontology annotation, cellular component: extracellular region.
UGGCGCCAGUUCUUGUGGUACGGAGGUGCAGCGGACGCGGUCGCGUGCACUCUUUGUUGCUAGUCUGUGGUGUGCGGUCAUUGGUCGUGAGUUCCCGCGUUUUUAUUUGAAUAUUGACAGUUCAGUGCGGAUUGUGAUCUGUGUGGAGUGGAUUGAUUUUGCAGAAAGACCAAAACCGACCAAUGGGGACCUACGCGGUGAUCUUACUCGCAUGGCUGGCGGUGGCCAGCGCGACCCUGGAGGUGGUGAACCAGUGGAGCCUGCUGCAGUUCGACUUCCCUCCAGACCCGGUGCUGCUGGAGAAGUACCAGCCGGAGAACACCGUGCCCACUGGGCUGGAGAUCGGCUGGGAUAGGAUCUACCUCGGCAUCCCGCGGCUGAGGGCCGGGGUGCCCGCCACCCUCGCCUGGGUGCCGAGGAGUCUGCCGCCCGGCGUCAGUCCUGUGCUGCAGGCCUACCCCGACUGGUCGUGGCACUCGGCCGGGCGCGGGGACAUCAACUGCACCGGCCUCAUCUCGGUCUACCGGAUGCGAGCUGACCGCUGCAACCGGCUCUGGGUGCUGGACGCCGGCGUCAUCACCAGCCUCGAUGACUUCAGGAGAGUCUGCCCGCCCAAGAUACUCAUCUUUGACAUGGCUACUGAUCGGCUGGUCCGAAGCGUGUACUUCCCGCGCGAGCUGCUGCGGCCCUCCUCCCUGCUGACCAAUAUCGUGCUUGAUGAUACCCGAUCCAGCUCGCACCGCCUCACCGCCACCUGUGACAACAUCUUCGCGUAUAUCAGCGACACCGUUGCUCCCGGCAUCAUCGUCUACGACGGGCGUCGCGACAACGCGUGGCGAGUGACCCACGCGUCCAUGUACCCGGACCCGGACAUGGGCGAGUACGACAUCGGCGGCGACCGCUUCACGCUCAUGGACGGCGUGGUGGGGCUCACGCACUCGCCCGCGCAGGGCCUGCUCUACUACCAGCCGCUCGCCACCGACAGACUCUUCAGCGUGUCAACAGCCGUGCUGGCCGCCGGCCCCCCGGCGGAGGGCACCGACCUGCCCGUGAACCUGGUGGGACGCAAGUCUUCACAAGGACUCGGCAUCGCAGUUGACCCCCGGGAUGACACUAUCAUCUUCAGCCCCAUGAGUGAGACCGCUAUUGCAGCGUGGAACCCGUUGGCUAACACUCAUAGGGUGCUAGCCCAAGACCCGGAGAAGCUGCAGUUCUGCGCGGAGGUGCGGUGGGCGGAGCGCGACGGCGGCGCCGUGUGGGCGCUCUCCACGCGAUUCCACAAAUACUUCAAGAGGACCGUGUCCAAGCAUGAGAUCAACGUGCGAGUGGUCCGCAUAGUGGAGGGCGGGCUGGGCGGCGGCUACGGCGGCCGCGGGUUCAGCGCGCCCCCUCAGAUCUUCCGACGGUCCACACGUUUUGCCAACGCUACCAAGACUCUCAAACACUAACCCCAUUAACCUUAUGAUGAAGGAGAUUGUUGGACGUCAAGGGAAAAGUUACUUUUCUUUUUAAUUGUUUGGACACUUGGAUGUUUGGUUGUUCUUUUUGAAGACGUAAAUUAAAUGGUUCUGUUCGGUCUAAAGCCAAUUAACAUCAAAUUUAUUUUGAAAAAGUAUGAUUUCGGGAUUUAGUAUCUGAUGCAUAGGCUUUGACUUUAUCUGGAGAUGGAGAUAUAGAAUGAAACAGGACAUUUUAUUUUCAAACUUUAUUGGAUCAGAAUGAUAAACUUACACAACAAAUUUAUACUCUCCUUCAUUGAAGUUUAUCUAGAAGAGGCUUUCAUUUUUAUUUGAUGAUAGAAAAGCUUGAUUACUCCCACCAGUUUACUCUCAUAAUUUUCAGAAGAUCUCACAAUAAAACUGUGUGAGAAAAGCUUACAAAUUUCAUAUAAAAAUAUUUAAGCAAGUAACGUUUAUAUAGUUUUCGUAAAAAAUACAAUAAAAGAUCUUUCGCAAGAAGAUGGCUUGUACAAACAUUUAAUGCAAGCUCUCCUAAGCUUUGUAAUCAUUUAUUUAAAUUGUACCGGAACGGUAUUUAACAAUAAUUCAAAUGAUUUUUAAAAGUGAUUUACCUAUUAUUUAUGCUCUUCUACUUAAAUAUACCAUAAGUAGCUUAAUAUGAUCGCUUAUAACAGACUUCAAAAUUUAACG